UUUCUUUCUUUUUUCUUUUCUUUUCUGCUGUUGUUCUUUCUAGACACCUCAUAAAUCCAGCCAACGGCACCGGACAGACCCUAUGGUGACACUGUCUUGUAUCUUAGAGUCUAUCAUCAAUGACAUAAGAGAUCUUCCAGAUACAUACCCUUUCCAUACUCCAGUUAAUGCAAAGGUUGUAAAGGACUACUACAGAAUCAUCACUCAGCCAAUGGAUUUACAGACACUCCGUGAAAAUGUGCGCAAACGCCUCUAUCCAUCUCGGGAAGAAUUCAGAGAACACUUGGAACUGAUUGUGAAAAAUAGUGCAACCUAUAAUGGUAACAGCCCCUUGUUCCUUGACUGUAAAGGUCACCUUUCAGAUUCUUAUGCCCUUGCUGGUUCUAAAUUCAGAGUAGAUUAGAAUGCAUGAAAACAC
Molecule: messenger RNA, 418 nt
Organism: Acomys russatus (golden spiny mouse)
Lineage: Eukaryota; Metazoa; Chordata; Mammalia; Rodentia; Muridae
Product: transcription initiation factor TFIID subunit 1-like
Exons: 2
Coding region: 83-403 (106 amino acids)
Biological process (GO): RNA polymerase II preinitiation complex assembly; transcription by RNA polymerase II
Cellular component (GO): transcription factor TFIID complex
Molecular function (GO): RNA polymerase II general transcription initiation factor activity; RNA polymerase II general transcription initiation factor binding; histone acetyltransferase activity
Source: RefSeq, a predicted model, not a curated record